CUAGUGAUCAUCAAAAUGUUGUAAUAGUAGACAAAAGCAACAGUGUUCAAUAUCAUAUUUCAUGGAGAAUUUACAAUCUGUAUGCUAAUAAGAUUGUUAGUCUAUUACUGGUACGCCAAUGAAAUCAUGCUGGAGAGUCUCAACGUGUCCACAGCAGUAUACGAGUGUGGCUGGUACGACGAACCACAAAAUGUAAAGCAAAUGAUGCUACUUGUGAUUCAAAGAGCUAACAAAGCAUUGGAGCUGGAUAUAGGUCCGUUCACCACGAUGACUUUGAGAUCAUUUCUAGGGAUAAUAAAGGCCACCUAUUCUUACUUGAUGGUAAUGUAUAGAUAAGUUAAAA
Messenger RNA from Anoplophora glabripennis (Asian longhorned beetle), 343 nucleotides. Its product is annotated as odorant receptor Or2-like. Gene Ontology annotation, biological process: detection of chemical stimulus involved in sensory perception of smell; sensory perception of smell. The record is from RefSeq and is a predicted model, not a curated record. Bases 82 to 336 code for a protein of 84 amino acids. Lineage: Eukaryota; Metazoa; Arthropoda; Insecta; Coleoptera; Cerambycidae. Gene Ontology annotation, molecular function: olfactory receptor activity; odorant binding. The transcript is spliced from 4 exons. Gene Ontology annotation, cellular component: plasma membrane.